Molecule: messenger RNA, 1930 nt
Organism: Didymella exigua CBS 183.55
Lineage: Eukaryota; Fungi; Ascomycota; Dothideomycetes; Pleosporales; Didymellaceae
Product: aldehyde dehydrogenase
Exons: 4
Coding region: 364-1869 (501 amino acids)
Molecular function (GO): succinate-semialdehyde dehydrogenase (NAD+) activity
Source: RefSeq, a predicted model, not a curated record
GAGCUAUUCACGCAGCAGCGGGCUUCUUUCCGCCGUAUACAACCCAAAUACGGCCAUCGCAUCCUACGGGUUACCAAUCACAGCUGUACCGAGCCAAAUCCGCAAACGCCGUGUUGCGGAGAAGCAGGCACGAUUGAGGGGUAACAGAUGGGUGCGCUGACGUCUGGCGGACAGCGGUGGUGGUCGGCCUAGAUGCGAGCUGAUUGGUGAUCGGCGUGUCGGCUAUAUGGACUAGGUGGGGUUCACGCGCAGAUGUCAUUGAUCCCUGGAGCCUCAAAAGGGCGAAUGUGUUCCGGUUGUUUUCGUGGGGAUUCUUCGAUUCCGUGUUCGUUAUAUAGAAACUCGAGUGGAACUGCAGGCAAAAUGGGUUCAGCACAAAAGUACGAGCUGCCGUUCAAGCUCCAAAACCCCGAACUUCUUCACAACCAGUCGUGUGUAGGAGGGGAAUGGAAAGAUGCAAAGUCUGGAAAGACAUUCGAAGUUGUUGACCCCGGUACCGGAAAGGCAUGGAUCGAGUGCCCAACAAACGAUGCAUCAGAUGUCGACGCAGCCGUCAAGAACUCCCACGAAGCUUUCCUCAAGUACAAGAAGGUCAGCCCGCGCCAAAGAGCACAGUGGCUGUACAAGUGGGACCAGUUGAUCCGCGAGAACAAGGAAGACAUUGCCACCAUCCUCGUCUACGAGACCGGAAAACCUCGCUCUGAGGCCUACGGCGAGAUCGACUACUCAACUGGCUUCACAUGGUGGUUUGCCGGAGAGGCAGAGCGCAUUCAGGGCAGCAACUUCAUCCCCGCAUUACCGAACCGCCGUAUCUUCACAAUCAAGCAGCCAGCAGGUGUUGCUGCCGCACUUGUCCCAUGGAACUUCCCAAUCGCUAUGAUUCUGCGGAAGGCUGGCGCCGCUCUUGCUGCGGGAUGCACAAUGAUCGUCAAGCCCAGUCCAGAGACGCCCAUUACCGUCCUCGCAUUGGCCCAUCUUGCGCUCAAGGCCGGCUUCCCCGAGGGAGCGCUCAAUGUGCUGACCACGGAUCUCGACAAGACACCCGAGCUCAGUGAAGCGCUCUGCCGCCACCCGCUCAUUGCCAAGGUCACAUUUACUGGCUCGACGAGAGUUGGAAAGCUGGUUGCAAAGAUCUGCUCGGAUAAUCUGAAGAAGGUGACUCUGGAGCUGGGAGGAAACUGCCCAGUUCUCAUCUUCGACGAUGCGAACAUUGAGCAAGCGCUGUCUCAGAUUUUUGCACUGAAGUACCGUCACGCGGGUCAAGCUUGCAUCACAGCAAACCGCAUCUACGUCCAGUCCGGCAUUUUCGACAAGUUCCUCGAGCGAUGGAAUGCCGAAACAGACAAAAUCGUUGUUGGCCAUGGCUCCGACGAGAAGACGACAAUGGGCCCGGUCACAACAGCUCGCGGUGCUCAGAAGGCCCUCGAGCUGGUCGAAGACGCGAAGAAGAAGGGCGCAAAGAUCCACAAAGGUGGUAACAGGAUCGACAACAAGGGAGGGUACUUCUUCGAGCCGACCGUGAUCACUGGCGUGACUCCGGACAUGGACGUUGCGAACGAGGAGAUGUUCUCGCCGAUUUGCACGUUCAUCAAGUUCGAGACAGAAGAGGAGGCGGUCAAGAAGGCAAAUGAUACUUCUAUGGGCCUUGCUUCUUACCUGUUCACCAAGAAUGUUGAUCGCAUGUGGAGGCUGUUCGAGAGCCUCGAGGCUGGCAUGAUCGGUCUGAACACAGGAAACUCAUCGGCGGCCGAAUCACCAUUUGGAGGCAUCAAGCAGAGCGGCUACGGCAAGGAGUCUGGAAAGGAUGUGGCUGUGAACGAGUAUCUGAUAACGAAGACGGGUACCUUUACUCUGGAGGAGAAUUCUUGAGUGGUCAGAUAGGCAACAGCUGAACCGUUGAUACGUCGUACAUGAUGCAAACAAACUCGAC